This is a messenger RNA of Sciurus carolinensis (gray squirrel), 1157 nucleotides long. RefSeq names its product ras homolog family member Q (gene Rhoq). Gene Ontology annotation, biological process: small GTPase-mediated signal transduction; cortical actin cytoskeleton organization. Lineage: Eukaryota; Metazoa; Chordata; Mammalia; Rodentia; Sciuridae. Gene Ontology annotation, molecular function: GTPase activity; GTP binding. The coding region runs from base 370 to 987 and encodes 205 amino acids. The transcript is spliced from 5 exons. The record is from RefSeq and is a predicted model, not a curated record.
UCCCCUCCCUCCGCCGCCCUCCCCAAAGUUGCCGUCUCCCCCGGGGCCGGACAGUCUUAUGAUCCAGCGGAUCCUCCUGGGGAGGCCGGGCCGGGGAGAGGGCGCGGGCGCCGGGCGGUGGGGGCAGAGGGCGGGCGCGGCGACCGGGGCCGGGCCGGGGAUCCCGGCAACGACCGAGGCGGCGGCAGCGCCCCGGGCCCGCCGCCCCCUCCCCUCCGGCGAGGGGAGCCGCUGCAUGGGGCCGGGGGGGUGGCCCUGCUGCGCCGAGCGGCGGCGACGGCGGCGGACCCCCCAGGCGGGCUGGGGCUGAGCCCGGGGCCGGGGCGGGGGCUCCGGGGGGACCAUGCCCGGAGGCCGGCCGGCCGCAGCAUGGCUCACGGGCCCGGCGCGCUGAUGCUCAAGUGCGUGGUGGUCGGCGACGGAGCGGUGGGCAAGACGUGCCUGCUCAUGAGUUAUGCCAACGACGCCUUCCCGGAGGAGUACGUGCCCACCGUCUUCGACCACUACGCAGUCAGCGUUACCGUGGGGGGCAAGCAGUACCUCCUGGGACUCUAUGACACGGCCGGACAGGAAGACUAUGAUCGUCUGAGGCCUUUAUCUUAUCCAAUGACUGAUGUCUUCCUCAUAUGCUUCUCUGUGGUAAACCCAGCCUCGUUUCAAAAUGUGAAAGAGGAAUGGGUACCAGAACUUAAGGAAUACGCACCAAAUGUACCCUUUUUAUUAAUAGGAACUCAGAUUGAUCUCCGAGAUGACCCCAAAACUUUAGCAAGACUGAAUGAUAUGAAAGAAAAACCUAUAUGUGUGGAACAAGGACAGAAACUAGCAAAAGAGAUAGGAGCAUGCUGCUAUGUGGAAUGUUCAGCUUUAACCCAGAAGGGACUGAAGACUGUUUUCGAUGAGGCUAUCAUAGCCAUUUUAACUCCAAAGAAACACGCAGUUAAAAAAAGAAUAGGAUCAAGAUGUAUAAACUGUUGUUUGAUUACGUGAGAAACAUCUUCAGUGGCCAAGGAAACUGUCAACUUCUCUCAGAAAGCGUGUGAAAAUGGUACAGCUAUAUGAGACCUCUCUUAGAUAAUGAAGCAAUUUAAAACUUGAAAGGAAAAAAAAAAAAACCUGUCCUCAGAAUUCUAUCAAGUUCAUUAAGAAUGUUUCUUAAA